This is a messenger RNA of Sciurus carolinensis (gray squirrel), 4135 nucleotides long. It is a transcript of the gene Marchf8, whose product is annotated as membrane associated ring-CH-type finger 8. The record is from RefSeq and is a predicted model, not a curated record. Gene Ontology annotation, cellular component: late endosome membrane; lysosome; cytoplasm. Gene Ontology annotation, biological process: protein polyubiquitination; immune response; antigen processing and presentation of peptide antigen via MHC class II. Gene Ontology annotation, molecular function: ubiquitin protein ligase activity; MHC protein binding; zinc ion binding. Lineage: Eukaryota; Metazoa; Chordata; Mammalia; Rodentia; Sciuridae.
CCUCCCACGGAAGAGUGUAAACAGGCGCCUGGGGCCGUGUCUCCGCGAGCUACAGGCUGGCGGUGGGGGCGGCGCCUGCGGCUCAGCACCCACCUGAGGUGACUCCUGCGGUCUCCAGAUCCGUUUCUCUCUCGCAGCGCACAGUCACAGCCCCACGCCGCCAAGGAGGCGGCCGGAGUCCCAGGCCCAGGCAGGGGGUGUGGCCAUCUGACGCCGGUCCACGACAGGUGGCGGGCAGAGUUGGCCUGGCCCGCGCGCUUCUUUGCCCACGAGUCGGGGGCCCGACGCGGAUCCGGCGGAGCGGCUGCGCGACUCUGGGCGGUUACCCCUUCCUCCCCAGGGACUCGGGUCUGCGCUUGGAGACGGCCGGAGCUUGGGCUGCCCGGAUCCUGUGGUGUUGAGGGCCCGGGGUUGUGCCCAUCAGUCCUGCCCCUGAGGGGCUGUGAGACCGUGGGUAAGUCCGCCCUCUUCUGCCAGUUUCCACAUUUUUGGAAUGGUUAGUCUCGACUGGUACUCUGUGAGGACCUUCCGCGCGUCUGACAUGUGAUUUCAAGAGAGAUCUGCUUAUGUUGAAACUGCCGCAGGAAAAGCAUAGCUUGAAGUCCAUGGCCCAAAAUGACUCUACCAUUGGAGACUCUCUUCUAUAAAGAGGGAGACCGGAUCAGAGGCUGGAAUGAGCAUGCCGCUGCAUCAGAUCUCUGCCAUUCCAUCUCAGGAUGCCACUUCUGCUAGAGUCUACAGAAGUAAGACCAAAGAAAAGGAGAGGGAAGAACAGACUGAGAAGACUUUGGGACAUUCCAUGAGUCAUUCAAGCAACAUUUCUAAGGCUGGGAGUCCUCCUUCAGCAUCAGCUCCAGUGUCUGCCUUCUCUCGCACUUCUGUCACGCCAUCCAACCAGGACAUCUGCAGUUCCAGUGCAGUGUUUUCUGUAUGUCACCACAGUCCCGUGCAGUCUGCUGUUGUCUUGAAAGCACCUCAGUACCAGAGUUCUCUGACAGAAGGGCUCACUGUGACAGUUAUUUGUAAAGACACAUUGCAGGCAUCAAAAAGCACCUUUGGUUCAGAAUGGUUUCGGGCCUUGAAGCCUGCUAAGAGUAAAGCCAGAAGAACACUAAAGUUUUCAAAAUCCCUAAAUGAUGUAUGUGAGAAGAACCAGGAUACUUUGGAAAGCUUUGACUUUGUGGAAAGAACUUGUUCUGAAGGAAAAUUGGUACUCCCUCAAGAUCCAUGUCUCAGAAUUAACAGGUUUCGUUUUAAGGAAAAAGAGCACCUGAAUCAUAAAUCUCCUGGCAGUUUCCAAAUGUUUUGUGUCUCAUCCCUCUAUGCCAACCUUCUAUUUGCCUCAGAGGUGGAAGCUGCAAGGGGGCAUGCACAACCUGAUUUUGGAAGAGAAAGCAAUGGUGAGGCCGGGUCCAGAAGCCAGUGGCUGCUCCAGUACCUGUUCUUGCUCUCCGUGGCUCUAGCACCAGCAGACUGACAAAUCCACGAGCUGGAGAGCCACGCUGCUCACUUGCAUGCGCCCAAGUCCUCAGGGGUGGCAGGGAGCAUGGGCUUCUGGUCUGAUGAAAUGGGAGACGACGACGUUCUUUGAGGACAGCACAUCCCACCAAACUGAAGUGCAGGCUUCUGCGGGCAACCCCUCUGCUCAGUGGAGAAGGACAGUGACCUGGAUUGUCCUUCUCCCCUGUCUGAAACCCCCCCCAUCUCUCCUGUGUCCACCUCAGGGGAUGCCUGCAGGAUCUGCCACUGUGAAGGAGAUGAUGAGAGCCCCCUGAUCACUCCCUGCCACUGCACAGGAAGCCUCCACUUUGUGCACCAGGCCUGCCUGCAACAGUGGAUCAAGAGCUCUGACACCGCUGCUGUGAGGCUCUGCAAGUAUGAGUUCAUCAUGGAGACCAAGCUGAAAACCUUUGAGAAAAGGUACUGUUGGGAGAAGUUGCAGAUGACAGCCAGCGAGCGCAGGAAGAUCACGUACUCGGUGAUGUUUCAUGUCAUCGCCAUCACCUGUGUAGUCUGGUCUUUAUAUGUGCUCAUCGACCGUACUGCUGAGGAGAUCAAGCAGGGGCAGGGAACAGGAAUCCUAGAGUGGCCCUUUUGGACUAAAUUGGUGGUAGUGGCCAUUGGCUUCACUGGAGGACUUCUUUUUAUGUACAUUCAAUGCAAAGUAUAUCUGCAAUUGUGGAAGAGACUCAAGGCAUAUAAUAGAGUGAUCUAUGUUCAAAAUUGUCCAGAAACAAAAAAGAAUAUUUUUGAAAAAUCUGCACUAACAGAGUCCAAUUUUGAAAAUAAAGAUGGACAUGGAGUCUGUUAUUCCGACACAAACUCUUCUUCUUGCACAGAGCCUGAAGACACUGGAGCAGAAAUCAUUCACGUCUGAUGUUGUGGAGGGUAUUGUUUUGUGGACAUCUAUGAAGAGCUAAAGGAAAUUGUUUACUGCCAAUUGUGUACCUUUCUUAUGUCCUUUAAAUAGUAUAGACUGGACAGGUGACCAUUGCCUCUUUUUUUGAACCCUCCUUGACAUAUCUCCUGGAAAACCCUCCUGUGUGCUGGGCAUGGGUGAGUCCCACUUCUGCCUGGCUGUUCUGUAUGAUUGAAAGGGAGGAGGAGACUUCAUGUAGCCACCAUGGGGAGACUUAUUUGGGAAGCUGCUGAGUUCUAACUCAAGGUCUUGAGAAGUAUGAGGUAAAUGCCAAACCAGAAGGGAGAACAGGAGCAGAAGUGGGGGACAGCCCUGGUAUGCAGCUAUCCCUGUCCCAGAGCUAAGCAUUGGGAAUGUCUGGCAGUGAUGAGAUAAUUCCCUUCUCACUAAAGAGUGCUAGGGAUAUGGGAUGGAAACAGCCCUUACAGGCAAAAAAUUCUGCCCUCCCUUUACUGAUGAUGCCACAUUGGCCCUUAACAGAUGAAGCUGUGGGGCAUGGUUCACUGAGCAAACAGCACUUUACAGAAGAGAAUCUUUUAUUUGUAAAAUGUGUCUAGUGGGAAUGACACUUAAAAUUGAGUGUUGUAUUUAGAAACCUCUUCAUUACCCUUGUUAUCUCUUUUACAUCAUAAUAGAUCUGCAACCCUUUUUGCCUUAUAUAUUCUAAGAAAUGGGGCAUCUGUAUGUGUGAAGACACUGAUGACUUAACAGGAAGGCAGACAGGUCUGAGGUUUUGUCAUAACAGUGUUCAUGGGAACUCAUGGAUGCUAAAUGUCAGGUUGCAUAAUUCCUAUAGUUUUGAGCCUGUUUUAUGAGUCCUUAUUUCAUAGGCCUGACAUGUACAUUUUUUGUCUACACUGAAAAAGAAGGGUUUUGAGAUACAAAUGGAAGGAAAGGAAGUACAUAGAACAAAACUACAAGACUGACUAUUUAAAAAAAUGAUUACCAGUAGAUUUCUCCAGCACAUAUUGUCUGCUCUGGAUAUGUGCACUGUAGGUGCUUCUUUCACCUGUCUGAUGUGCAGGCUCUUUCUGGGGAAGUUCUGUGGAGCCACUGCUGAGAGCCAAAAGCAGGUGACUGGCUCUGGGAUGAAGGCCAGGGAUGAGCAGCAGUGUCAUGGACCACUGUGUCACUGCUCCCCAGCCAACACCCACCCAUCAUUGCCUUAAACAGACUGAACAGACAGGAUCCUUUAGGGGCCCUUGAUCCUGCAGCUGGUCUGUUCUGUCAUCAGGGAUUACCUCUUGCACCAUUUUUCAUAAGACAGACAAAACCAGAAUCAAUACCAUCAAAUGACUUUUGUUUCUCUAAAAUGUCUGCUUAUAAUUCUGUUUUUGAAGCCCACUUUCGUAGUGUUAGGCAAAGAGUUGACUGUGGGAAUUGACCAGGACUGCAACAUGACAUGUGUGCUCAGAUGCUUAUUCUCCAGGGAACUGUCAUCCAGUUGCUAGCAUCUUCAGAACCUCCUUAGAAUGGGGCAGGGUAAUGCAUGGGGUGGCAGGUCCUGCCCACAGUCUCCCUGAGCUUUGGGUGCCUCAGAUGUCCUGUUAGAAGGGUAAGCAGUGGUGUGGGGAAAUAGGUGGUUAGAGCACUUGCCUAGAGUGUGUGAGUACCUGAGUUUGAUCCCUAGCCCUGCACCCCACCGCAAAAAAAAAAAAAAAAGAUGAAACAAGUACGAUUCUGAAUGAUCUCAUUACUGUUCAGAGUGGAAGCCUU